This is a messenger RNA of Meloidogyne enterolobii, 851 nucleotides long. The record is from the annotation of a GenBank genome assembly. NCBI's taxonomy places the organism in Eukaryota, Metazoa, Nematoda, Chromadorea, Rhabditida, Meloidogynidae.
AUGAUCUGGGUUCCCACUAACUGUACAUGUCCAUCUAAUUUGAAAUGUAUUAGACCUGAAAUGUAUUCUAAGCCAACGUUCUGUCUUCCUGAAAAUAUUCCGGUGGACAAAUUCGAAAAUUAUGUCAAAAACCCCUUGGAAUUUUUGACAUAUAAUUGCUCAAACACACAUGUGGGAAUUCUUAAUGCAAUUCUUUGCAUUAUUUUGGUUUCAUUGCUUAUUCAAGCGGCAUCAUUCGCUUUGAUGGUUUUUAAUAAAUGGGGACGUCGACACGUGACAACUCGUCGACCAAUUACUCGUCCUCAAAUUGAGUUAUGUGAGCUCAGAGCGCCUACACAACCAUCACCAAUGGUUAUUGACUCGCGCCGCGAGAAGAAAAAGGCUCCCAUCUUUUCUCCUCGACAUGAGGAAACAUUAAAGAAAAUGGAAGUGUUAGUCUCCAAGGAGGCUCAUCAUUCUUCCUUGUAGAUGAGAAGAAGAAGAAGAAAAUAAAAAAGAAAAUAUAUAGAUGAAUUAAAAAAUAAAAUGAAUUAAAAAAUAAAAAUUAAAUAAAUUUAAAUAAUUGUUUCACAUUUAAAGUAAGUAAAUAUUAUGAUAUUUUGUAGUCUCUAUUUUCUUGUAAAAAUUAGAUAGGAAGUAAAAUGAGUUAUGUAGGUUAGAUUAGGGAUGAAGUAUUUAUUAGAGAGACAACAGUAGUUAGAUAGGUUAGAGAGUUUAGAGAGAGAAGAGAGAGGGGAGAGAGAGGGGAGAGAGAGUAGAGAGAGAGUGAAGAGAGAAGAGAGAGUGGAGAGAGAGAGGUGAGAGAGAGAGAGGGGAGAGAGAAGGGGUGUCCAAAUGUCCAAAUUUUUAUU